UCCGUCAGCAGUGUGUCGACCUCUCAACACGCUCGCUAAUCAGUUUUCAUUCAAAUUUUUUUCAAAGUUUUUAAUAUUUUUUUUGGACUCCACGAGUAUUUCUUCUCCGACAGUGUACCGAUGUCGACAUUGCCGUUAUUAUCCGGUGUCAUAAACUAACGAAAGUACAGGGUACGCCGCCCCACGGUGGAAGUGGGAAGUACCGCCCCGAGCCGGACUCACCCGAAGAUUGCCGAAGUGGAGAUCGUGCCGAGACCGCUGUUCUACACACAAUCGGCCGUGUCGUGGAAGCGAAUGCACUGCUAGGCGGCUCAUAUCAUAUCUGUGAGUGACCCUGUUAUCACUGGACGAUGAACAGCUGAGCUGGAGAUGUCCCGAAGGAAACAGGCCCGCCCCAUCAGGGUGUUCGAGUCCGAGGAUGGUCUGGAACCCGUGGAAAUCACUAACGUUGCAGGGGAAGGAUCCAUGACAGACUCCGAAGACGACGCCGGCAGCAGCACUCCCAGAGACGACAAUGUCUGCGAGCACUGUAACGCCGAGUUCCCCACCGUCCAAGAAGCUGAGGAACACCGCAAAGACUGCCUGCCUCCUAAAGAGUUAGUGGACAGUCCCGGAUUCGGAGAGAACGAAGAGAUGCCGGUAACGGGUGACGAGGAAGACGAGGAAGGUAGUAUACCGGAAGAAGGUAAAAGACAAGAAGAGGUCCGCAGGCAGAGACAAGACGCAGAAAACAACAACUCGAUAGAAGAAGGGGAGACGGAAGGGGAAGGGGAUAUUCCGGAAGCCGAAUUGCCCCUCGGGUUCCCCUUUCAGCUGCCGGCCGCAGCGGCUGCAGGGCAUGUCACCCUGGAGGCCCUCCAGAACACCAAGGUGGCUGUGGCUCAGUUCGCGGCUACCGCGAUGGCCAACAACACCGACAACGCGGCAGCCCUGCAGGAGUUGGCGGUGCUACAGUCCACUCUGUACACUCUGCAGCACCAACAGAUGAUGCAACUGAACCUGAUACAGCAACUCCAGCAGCAGUUGCAGAUCACUCGGCCCAAAGACGGCAGCCCUACACCACCCCCCGUCCUGCCCGUGCCCCUCACGGUCAGCCCUCUUCCGCCCCCGCCCUCGCUACCCAAGCCCAGCAGAACCCCUACCCCGGUAAAGCAAGAGGUGCCCGUCUCGACUCCGACCACACAAUCGGUGCCCGCUUCCAACCCCCAGCCCUCCACGCCCACUUCUGCCCCAAAACCGCAAACUACUUCACCUCCCGUUCACACCCCCAGUUUACCGCCCUGUUCUAUAUCGUCUAGUUUCGCUUCUUCGAUCAUUACCAACCUCGACCCUCCACCUUCGCCCAGCGAGCCCAACACGCUGGAAAUGUUGCAACGCCGGGCGCAAGAGGUUCUGGACAACGCCAGCCAAGGGCUGCUGGCCAACAAUUUGGCCGAUGAACUCGCAUUUAGAAAAAACGGAGGCAAAAAUUCCUUGUCACCGUACGAUUCCAAGACGGGAGGCAGAAACGAGCCGUUCUUCAAGCACCGAUGCAGAUACUGCGGGAAGGUGUUCGGCAGUGACUCCGCCCUCCAAAUCCAUAUCAGGUCGCACACAGGUGAGCGCCCCUUUAAGUGCAAUGUUUGCGGUAGCCGAUUCACCACCAAGGGCAACCUUAAAGUGCAUUUCCAGAGGCACACGUCCAAAUUCCCCCACAUCAAAAUGAAUCCGAAUCCCGUACCCGAACACUUAGACAAAUAUCAUCCACCCCUUCUGGCUCAGAUGGGAGCUCACCAGAGUUUACCGCCUGGAGUCCCGCCGCACCAUCCACACCACCCUCAACAGUCGCAUCACCAUCAGUUUCCGGGCAGCCCGCCCUUCCCUCCCACAGGGCUACCGAUGUUCCGCCCCCAGCACGACCUCGUCAUCCCCCCGCACCACCAACCCCUGAUCAAACCCGUCCUCCCCAUCCCUCUGUUCGGGCCUCGCCAGGAGCUCCACCAAGAUCUGCCGGAGAACCUGAGCAAGCCCGUCUUGUCGUCACAUUCCUCGUCACCACCGCCGUCGGAGAACAGUGACUUUAAAAAAGAGAUGUCGGAAGACGACGGCCCGAUCCCGUUGACCAUGUGUACGACAGAGACCGGAGAGCCCAUGAAGAUAGAAGAACGAUUGUCGCCCAAGACCGAGACUGAAGGAGAGCCCGAGCCGGAGAGGUACUCGCCGCUGCCGUACGAGGAGUGCAGCUCUGACAGCAAGUACAGCAACGAGGACCUGCUGGGCAGCAGGGAGAGCCCGACCAUGGACAAACACGACGACAGUCUACAAGACCAGCCAGAAAACCUCUCGAACAAAAGUACGUCUGAUAUUGGACACUUUAAUUUUUCAACCGAUCAACGCCUACCUCCCUUCCCCUUCCCCAGCAUCGUUCACUCCCCACCCAGUAGUACUUCCUCCGGCAGCCUACAGAAUCCUAGAGCCUUCUCCUCGACUCCCGUCGAUAUCGAUCCGUCCAAAGAUCCCGCCCUGUACACCAACCUCUUACCCCGUCCCGGGAGCACUGAUAACUCUUGGGAAAGUCUAAUAGAAGUUACUAAAACCUCUGAAACAUCCAAACUGCAGCAGUUGGUUGAUAAUAUAGAGCACAAGUUAACCGAUCCUAACCAGUGUGUAAUAUGUCAUCGCGUUCUUUCUUGUAAAAGUGCUUUGCAGAUGCAUUACAGGACUCAUACGGGCGAGAGGCCCUUCCGGUGUAAGAUCUGUGGAAGAGCUUUCACGACCAAAGGCAAUCUGAAAACUCACAUGGGGGUGCACAGGAUAAAGCCACCCAUGAGAGUCCUGCACCAGUGUCCUGUGUGCCACAAAAAGUUCACCAAUGGGCUCGUUCUACAGCAACACAUCCGCCUGCACACGGGCGAGCCCACUGACUUGACUCCCGAGCAGAUCCAGGCGGCCGAGAUCAGAGAUUACCUACCCCCGGUCCCUUCCGCUCCGUCCGGACCCUUCCUGCCCCUGCCCGACCCAUUCCUGCCCAAGCCUGCGGACACUGGCGACAGGCGCGUCUGUGGUCCCCCUCCCAAAGACGAGCCGGAGUUCCCGGACGACGGCCAUACCAGUAGAAUUAGUCCUUUACCCGGCUUGCCUUCUUUUUCUACCUCACUAGCAGCCCUCGAAAAUCAAGUCCGUACCAUUACCACAAUAGCUCAACAUAGUCAAUCACUCUUAAACCAAAAUCAGGAAUUGUGCAAUAACACAGCGUUCACCCCUAUUACAGUGAACGGUGAAAAGUCGCCACCGGGUUCGAGUCCUAGCGGGUCGGAGGGGCAUCUGACUCCAUCCCCCCACCUCCACCCUCUCCACCUCUCCCGCCCACUGUCGUCGCAGCGAGCUCCGAGUCCGGCCGCCUCCGAGUCCAAUUCUCUGGGAGCCCUGGAUCUCACGCCCAGAACCUCAGCUCCGGGCCCUGGAGUCUUCUCGGGGUUCGGUCUGCUGCCGACCUCGGCGCUCUCGUCUCUCACCUCUUCCGUACUAACGUCCACGGCCUUCAGCCCCAUGGGACUGGCGGUGGGACCCGCAGUGCGGGGCAACACGACUUGUAACAUCUGCUUCAAGACGUUCGCCUGCAACUCGGCCUUGGAGAUCCACUACAGGAGCCACACCAAGGAGCGACCCUUCAAGUGCACCAUCUGCGACCGAGGAUUCUCCACCAAGGGGAACAUGAAGCAACACAUGUUGACCCACAAGAUCCGAGACAUGCCCUCACACCUGUUUGAGCAGAAGAGUCCUCAGGACGAGACCAGCAACACCAGCUCAGAGAGUCGAGAUCUGAGCGUUCCUCGGGCUAUGAGCGUGGAACCUCCUCAUCCCCCUCCGCCACAGCCCCCGCUUCCGCAGCCACCCAAAGAACCCCCACACCACCACCAGCCUCCACACCCUCCACCUCCACAACCGAUCAAGAGGUCUCCCCCAGAAGAAGCCAUCCUGCCCAUACCCAAGCGACAACCAAGCUUGCCAAAACACUUGUGCCAUGUUUGCAAUAAGAACUUCUCGUCAUCGUCGGCGUUGCAGAUCCACAUGAGAACACACACUGGCGAUAAACCGUUCCGUUGCACGAUUUGCCACAAGGCUUUCACCACCAAGGGCAAUCUCAAGGUACAUAUGGGCACACAUAUGUGGACCAACGGGGCAUCAAGGCGUGGCCGACGCAUGUCCCUGGACUUGCCUCCGCUCCCGAUCACUCCCAAGGAUUCAGAUUUCCUUCACAGGAGACCCGAUCUUUUCUACCCCUACCUUCCAGCCCCGUUCCUUAAUGGAAUGCAACAGAAGCUAAAUGAGAUCUCUGUCAUCCAGAACGUGGGUAGUAACAUGACCAAUGGGCUGUUGGGGUUCGGUGGAUACGGCGCCAGUCUGCCCAGCGAGAUGAAACCAGGGUCUCCAGGGUCCGAGAAGCAGCCGAUGGCAUCACCCCGUACACCUCCACUGUGGGAUCUUCACUAUGAGCGCAAGCCCCCACACGGAGCCCCCGAGGAGUGUCAGUCCCCACCUCAUGUGACCAGGGGUGAGGGACUGGCUGCAUGAUGGCCCCUACCCCCGGCCCAGUUUACUUAGACGUAUCUGACAGGGCAGAGACUUCAGAUUGGUUGAAAUGUUCCUAUUUUGAAACUAGUCUUUUAGAGGAUAACCAAGCAUGAGGAACAAGACUAUGUAUGGGUGUCUCGGUGUUGUCGAACCGGUUGUUCGGUUGUCGGACCGGUUGUUCGGUUGCCGGUCGUUAGUUUAGUUGGCCCCACAUUCGUUCGUUCACCUGUGAUAUUUCCCGCACUAAAACUCUGUGCUGUUUCCAUUGUAUUUAUUUCCGACCUGGUGAAUAACUUUGGUUAUUUAAUUUUAAUCGAGUGAUAUUAUUUAUCCGACGGACUAUUUAUUUUUUAAUUUUUUAACUUAUUUGAGAAGUGUUGUAUAAAUAUAUAAUAUUGUUCGGUUUGCUGUAUAAAGAAUAUUUGAGCUGAAAUUGUAGCGUCCAUAUGUAUGUCCUUAUAAAUAUAUCGAUAGGUUAAUUGUAAAUACACAAAAGACAAGCAGCAUCAACAUGUAUCGAUUGUUAGCAUUUUAUUUGUAGAUUACUAUGUAACUGUUUUUUAUUACGUGUGAAAUGUGUGUCUGUAAGUAUAUUUAUAUAUUUGGUGUUACAUAUUUAUUCUGAUUGAAGCUGCUAUUUUCCAAUCAGUUGACGUCUGUCGCUGUUGUUACCUAAUGUUCGUCAGUUUACUUUAUAUUGCCCUCGUUUUGUUAGUGUACAUAGUGCCCUACUUUGUGUUUGGAUAACUGUUGUCAAUAUAUUUAUUAAACUGGCCUUUUGGAAUAAGAAACUGUUCUGAACGCUAUUAUAAUUAUUCCAAACGAGUUUCGUUAUGAGGCUAAACACGAUGAUGGCUAACACUGUAGGUUAUGAUCUCAACUAUAUUAUAAGCAUAUCAUUUUCAUGCUGUAAAAUCAGAAAAAUAUCCAACAAACAGAUCCUACUGCAUUGUACAGAAACAAUCUAAAUUGCAGAAAUAACUGUAUCAGACUCAUUGUCCAUCAAUGUUCUAUUUUAUCAAAUUAUUUUAAACAUUUUGUGUGUAUUUUAUACUCAGUAUAUUGAAGCAUUUUAAAGGCUGUUUUAGUAAAUUUUCAAGCGAAAAUUAAGUUAUAUUAUAAAUUUAAUUAGAGUUUUAUUAGCUCCCUUUUGUAAAUUAAUUUACACUUGGGCUUUGUUGAUUGGCGUUUUUAGUCAUAUUUGUUUACUUAGUUGUUCUUGGAGGUUGUUUCUUUGUAGUAAAAGUGUUAUGUUGGGUUUUAUAUUUAAUUUUCACUUUUAAUAAUAAAGCAUUGUUGUAUAAAGAUUUGUUUCAAAACAAAAUAUUUAUUUAUAAAACCUUUUGGACUGAAAGUGACGUAGUAAAACAAUUCAGCACCUAUAUUUUUGCAUUUAAAUGGGAUUAGAGGAUUUUGAUCAGCAGAAUAGUAGAAACUUUUCAUCCUAAACAAAGUAAAUGUUACGGUUGAGAAGCGUUAAGUCGGUUUUUUAAUAAAAUUAUUUUUAUUGCAUUUAAUAUCUGUAGUUUUAAUUUUUAAUAUAAAUUUUAAAAAUUAUAUAAUAAUAAUGUAUGUAAGUUAUAUAAGGAGCAACUUGAUAUAACGCUUUGGGUACCAAGUGGCGCAUUGUGUACAAUUAUAAGUGUGAUCAUACAACACUAUACGCCCUUCGGUAUCAAACGCGUUAUAACUUCAUUUUUAAUAUAAUACAAAUGCGCAUUUUUUAAUAAACAAUAUUGUACUGAAGUCAGAAUCCUCUAGAUUACUUUUAAACGUAAACACAAUCAAAAGUACAUUUGCUGUUAGUGGAAGAUUGUAUUAAUUUUGUACAACAUUAUUUGUAUAUUUAUUUAUAUUGUAUCGCAAACCAAAUUGUGUAUAGCUAAGAUAAUUUGUUUGUAGGUCAUUGUAAAUGUUAAGCAUUUGUUACGGACUCGGGACUGUCAGCUUAACGCAAUAUCAACACAACAGAGUAGUUUUGCACAAACAAAUCAAGAGUUUUUAUCAUGUUAUACAUAAGAACCUUAUAUGAAAACUAUUAAAUAUUUAAGUUAUCACACACCGUA
Homalodisca vitripennis (glassy-winged sharpshooter) is the source of this 6620-nucleotide messenger RNA. RefSeq names its product homeotic protein spalt-major-like. Gene Ontology annotation, molecular function: DNA-binding transcription factor activity, RNA polymerase II-specific; RNA polymerase II cis-regulatory region sequence-specific DNA binding. The transcript has 7 exons. The record is from RefSeq and is a predicted model, not a curated record. The coding region runs from base 370 to 4554 and encodes 1394 amino acids. Lineage: Eukaryota; Metazoa; Arthropoda; Insecta; Hemiptera; Cicadellidae. Gene Ontology annotation, biological process: regulation of transcription by RNA polymerase II. Gene Ontology annotation, cellular component: nucleus.